This is a messenger RNA of Rhinolophus ferrumequinum (greater horseshoe bat), 1948 nucleotides long. RefSeq names its product coiled-coil domain containing 77 (gene CCDC77). The coding region runs from base 128 to 1600 and encodes 490 amino acids. The transcript has 12 exons. Gene Ontology annotation, cellular component: centrosome. The record is from RefSeq and is a predicted model, not a curated record. Lineage: Eukaryota; Metazoa; Chordata; Mammalia; Chiroptera; Rhinolophidae.
AAACCUUUGGAUGAUUGGACGGAUUCGUGCACGGCCAGUGGCGCUGCGGCGCUCCCUGAUUUAACAUUUGUUUUUCGGUUGGAUUCUCUACCUCGGUGGUUUUAGUGUUGCGUGUGGAAAAGACAGCAUGAACUUUACCCCGACACAUACCCCUGUCUGCAGAAAGCCGACGACUGUCUCCAAACAUGGUGCUGCCUUCAGUGGUUCCACCAGGUGGAAGGGAGUGUCUUUCUCAGAUUCACCGGAGUCAACUCCCUUGCCUUCCAUCGAAGAUCGUCUGGCCAUCCUCUGCCCUUCUCAGGAGCUUCUGGAAUAUUAUCAAAAGAAGAUGGCUGAGUGUGAGGCAGAAAAUGAGGACCUACUGAAGAAACUGGAGCUGUAUAGAGAAGCUUGUGAAGGACAGCACAAACUACAAUGGGAUUUGCAGCAGAGGGAGAAGGAGAUUGCUGAACUGCAGAAAGCUCUGAGUGAUAUGCAGGUCUGUCUCUUCCAGGAACGGGAACAUGUUUUGCGCCUCUACUCAGAAAAUGACCGGCUGAGAAUCAGGGAGCUAGAAGACAAGAAAAAGAUUCAGACUCUCUUGGCUCUUGUGGGAACUGACACUGGAGAAGUGACCUAUUUCUACAAGGAGCCUCCCAACAAAGUCACCAUUCUCCAAAAGACUAUGAAGGCUGUAGGUAUAUGUGAACAGAAUGAAUCGUCAGCUUUCAGAGCAGAUUGUAAAGUAAGCAAAAGAAAACCAGCAGUGAGAGAGAAGGAAGAAAGUUCUGAGCAAUACCAAAGAGAUAUACAAACACUGAUCCUACAGGUGGAAGCACUGCAGGCUCAGCUGGAAGAACAGACCAGACUUUCUAAAGAGCAAGUUGAAGGGCUUAUGGAGGACAGACGGAUUCGCCUUGAGGAAAUACAAGUUCAUCACCAGAGAAAUCAGGACAGAAUCAAAGAGCUUACCAAAAAUCUCCAUCAUACCCAGGAACUGCUCUAUGAGAGCACCAAAGACUUUUUGCAACUCAGAUUUGAAAACCAAAAUAAGGAGAAGUCAUGGAUGCUUGAAAAGGAUCACUUGAUGUCAAAGAUUAAGCAAUACAGGGUACAGUGUAAGAAGAAAGAAGAUAAAAUUGGAAAAGUUUGGCCAGUUCAUGAGAGUCAUUAUAAGCAAAAUGAAUAUAUUAAGUCACUAAAGGAUAAGUUACUGCAAGAGAAAAAGCUGUCUAAUAUGUACCAAACGCAGUGCAUUUCCCUAGAAGAAGAACUUGCACGAAUUCGUGAGGAAGAAGGAGUGAGGAAAGAGAUCUUCAAGGAUCGCUCUAACAAGAUGGGGAAGCGUUUACAGGUAAUGACAAAACGCUACGAGGCCUUGGAGAAGCGGCGUAUCUUGGAAGUCGAAGGUUUUAAGACAGAUAUUAAGAUUCUCCGGCAGAAACUGAAGGACUUGGAGCAAAUGCUCUAUAAGGCAACUCUUAAUUCCCGGGCAAACCAGGAUCUCGCCAUUCUGUGUGAGGUCCGUGACAGCAAUAGACGGGCACAUAAGAUCCAAGGAGAACUGAAGAACCUCAAGUCCAAACUAUUUGGUCUGGAGAAUGAACUUAGACUUUGCUGAUGUUUAGUUUUAGAAGUGGCCCUCUCCUGUACCGAGUCUGCUUUCUGAAACCCGAGAUCACGGCCGUCUUCUCCCAGAAACGAGGCAGAGUUGACUAGAGUGGUGGUAUCCAUUGUUAUAAAGAUAGGGUGAAGAAUCUGGGACCACCAAAAUAGCCUUUCUCUCAUGCUAAGCUUUAUCAAUAAUUUUUGCUGUCCUGUUAACCUUUUUGGGUUUUUUUGGCCUAGAUUAUAACCUAAAUUACUUAGAGACUUACCCCUUAUUUCUAUUUAUAAUGACAUGUUUUUGCUUUUUUAAAGAAGACAGUGACAAUCAGAUGGGAAGGGGGUUUGAGGGCUGGGUGUAAAA